This is a messenger RNA of Cladocopium goreaui, 2932 nucleotides long. The record is from the annotation of a GenBank genome assembly. NCBI's taxonomy places the organism in Eukaryota, Dinophyceae, Suessiales, Symbiodiniaceae.
GAUGGAGCAUGUGGAGGUUCAGGCCAAAGUGAGCGAUUUGGUUUCCCUUCUGUCAGACUCCAGACAGCAAGACACCAAUCAUCGCCAGCGUUCUCGAAGCCGGGAACCGCUGAGACGACGAGAAAGGCCUGUCUUUGGUGCGCCGGCGCCUGAGGAGCACCGUGAAUUUCAGGAGUCUCGCGGGCGUGACCGACGUGACAAACGCGACAUCAUGCGACGCGAUUCAAGUCACAUGUCUGACCGACGUCGAGAUACCCGUGACCGAGACCGAAGAUAUGCCGACCGUGCUGACCGAGACAAGGAGAGCCGGAGAGAACGGCGCGAUGCCCGCGAUGCCCGCGAUGGGCGCAACGGCUGGGAUCGUGACCGCCGUGAUGGCCGUGAUGGUCGCGAUGCCCGCGAUGCCCGCGAUGGGCGCGACGGCUGGGAUCGAGACCGUCGUGACGGCCGCGACGGCCGUGAUGGCCGCGACGGCCGUGAUGGCCGGGAGGAUCGAGAUCGGUAUCGUCACGAUCGGAGUCGUCCUCCACUGGAAAGGCGCCCCAGUCACCGUGACAGAAGCCGCUCAGGCUAUGAGAGAACUCGGCAAAGUGGACACGCUCCCAAUCAAACUCCUCACAGUGAAGAACUGCGUGACUGGGACAGGCCCGGAAGAGAAGCCCAAGAAGCCCGUUCAGAACGCCGAAGCCGCAGCCCAGCAGCUUCUGCGGAGCCACAAAGUGUGCCAAGUCAUGAGGAGACCUUUCGGGAGGCCUUUGAGUCUCAGGAAGUAAGAGGACGGGAAGGCCAAGGUGUGCCCAAGCUACCAAAGCCUCGCUUGCCAAGACCAUCUGUUGGACCUGCAGCUUCUGCUUCCGGCAACCAGCCUAACCAGCCCAGCUCGGCUCUAGGUGCAGUGCCGAAGGGCGCCGCCAAGCCGCUGGCCAAGCCACUCACAGCCUUUGGAGGGCCACCUUCUCCGCCUCCCCUGCCACGGCCCAAGCCGGUGGCACCAUCGGCCGCUCCUCCAGUUCCACCAGCUGCUGAGGCUCCGGAGAUGGUGGACUGCAUCAUGUGCAGAAAGAAAGAAGUAGCGAAGCGACGACCUGGCUAUCGCAUGACGUGCGCAGACUGCACAGAUUGCCAGGCCCGCUUCUGUGUGAAAUGUCAUGGAGCGUGGUUCGAAGAUCACAGCUGCCUGGUCUUCAAGCGCAGGGAGGAACUUUUCAAAGACUUGGAAUGGUUUUACCGCAAGGCUGAGCAGAUUGAUGACUUCCGCGAGAACCUUGAACCGCACGGCUACAAAAUGUGUCCAGGAUGUUAUCAACCUGUGAUCAAGGACAAUGAGGAUGACUGCGAUCACAUUUUCUGCAGUAAUCCUGAAUGCCGAAUGGAGUUUUGCUGGAAAUGCAUGGUGAAUCGCAAAGUGGUCGAAGUGCAUGGCAACCACCAUCACAAGCCAAAAUGUCCGUACUACUUUGAGUUCAAGGGCAAGGACACCUACAUGCCGGAUAGAUGUGACGUUUGCCGCAAGACAGAGCGUUGUUGCAUAACACCCUUGGCCUACAAGAAGAUGUCGAAAGCACAAAGAGAAGGCUAUCCGGAAGAAGGGUGGACUGCAUACGCUGUCCGCAAAGAAAAGGAGAUGGAGGAGAAAAAGCAGAAAAAGCAGCAGCAGCGUCGAGAAGAGCGGGAACGUAGAAGAGGAGAAGCUGAGGAGCCGGAGCUCGUCAUGAGAAAGCAGCUGCGACAUUUGCGUCUAGAGCUGACCGCCGAAUGCAAGGGAGACCUGUGGAAAAAGGCUGAGUUGUGCAUUUCUUGGGACACCAGUGGGACACACUGCAUCGGCGUCUCGUGUCUGUCUCGGGGCCACGACAAUGUGAACGGCUUCUAUGGGGUCCUUGGCGGCGAGGUUCUACCCAGCUCAACGCGCAACGCGCAACGCGCUGCCGCGAAGGCUUCGCAGGAUUUGACGAAGCUCGAGACUGCGUCGAAUGCAUCGGAGACCGAGCCAAGGCGCUGCAUAUGGCUUCUCCCCCUCGGCAGGACCACAGAGGCAUCUAUGGUGAGCUCUUGCGCAAAUCAGAAGGAAUGGAGGGCUUUGAAGUCGAGGCAGAAAGCUUCCAGUCGUCUUCGCGUGCUCAGAUGCACUUGGUCUGCAUUGGUACCUUGCCCUUCUCCGAGAUGUCUUGGAUCUGAGUCCUCAGAGGAAAACCGGGAGAAAGCUGAAGCAGAUGGGCAGGCCAUCCUGGAGGCUUUUGCCUCUGGAGGCAUGGCAGAAGCAAGACUCUUGCAGCGGCAAAUCAUGGCAGGCAUGUGGGGUGCUUCCAAUUUCGGAGAUGCAGAGGAUGCCGAGGAUGCCGAGGAUGCUGAGGCCUUCCUUUUCGCCGUCUUUGGCACCUUAGCCAAUGCCGCACCUGCAGAUGAGGAGGUGCUGGAUCUUCCAGGCUAUGGCAAGCCACCAGCUCCGCAGUACAGCGGCUUUCUGGAUGCUGGAGCUGCGGAAACCGGGACGAAACUCCACUAUUGGUUUGCCAUGGCCGAUUCGGAAACUGCAAAGGACUUGCCCGUGGUUCUGUGGCUGAAUGGAGGUCCAGGAAGCAGCUCAAUUCUGGGAAUGCUUCAGGAGAAUGGGCCGCUGCUCAUCAACGCGACUGGCGGUUUGAUGAGGAAUCCUUACAGCUGGACCAAACAAGCCAACAUGCUGAUUCUGGAAAGCCCAGGUGGUGUCGGCUACUCCUAUUGCGCCGCCAUGAAGGCAGGUGGGAACUGCAACAACACGGAUAUCUCGACUGCUGCGGCUGCGCGUGCAGCUUUGCAGAACUUCUUUGUGAAGUUUCCGGAGUUCAAACAGAACAAGUUCUUCAUCACAGGUGAGUCCUACGCCGGAGUCUAUAUUCCAACACUCACCAACGAAAUCCUGGAACAUGCACCUGAGAUCAAAAUCGACUGA